AUGAUAUCUUAAAACAUUAUGUCUCCUACAAGUUAGUGCAUCAGUGUAGAAUUAGUACGUCUUAGCCCUGUAAUGCUGGUUUCACUCCUUCCGCAGAGUUAGAAAAAACGAAGUAGCUGGCCUGCUGCUGUGGGUCUGCAGGCUGCUCUCUCUGCUGUGAUUGCUGCCCCAGGAUUCGGCAGUCCCUGAGCACCCGCUUCAUGUACGCCCUCUACUUCAUUCUGGUCGUCGUCCUCUGCUGCAUCAUGAUGUCAACAACUGUGGCUCACAAGAUGAAAGAGCACAUUCCUUUUUUUGAAGAUAUGUGUAAAGGCAUUAAAGCUGGUGACACCUGUGAGAAGCUGGUGGGAUAUUCUGCCGUGUAUAGAGUCUGUUUCGGAAUGGCUUGUUUCUUCUUUAUCUUCUGUCUACUGACCUUGAAAAUCAACAACAGCAAAAGUUGUAGAGCUCAUAUUCACAAUGGCUUUUGGUUCUUUAAACUUCUGCUGUUGGGGGCCAUGUGCUCAGGAGCUUUCUUCAUUCCAGAUCAGGACACCUUUCUGAACGCCUGGCGCUAUGUGGGAGCCGUCGGAGGCUUCCUCUUCAUAGGCAUCCAGCUCCUCCUGCUCGUGGAGUUUGCACAUAAGUGGAACAAGAACUGGACAGCAGGCACAGCCAGUAACAAGCUGUGGUACGCCUCCCUGGCCCUGGUGACACUCAUCAUGUAUUCCAUUGCCACUGGAGGCUUGGUUUUGAUGGCAGUGUUUUACACACAGAAAGACGGCUGCAUGGAAAACAAAAUUCUGCUGGGAGUAAAUGGAGGCCUGUGUGUGCUUAUUUCAUUGGUAGCCAUCUCGCCCUGUGUCCAAAAUCGACAGCCGCACUCGGGGCUCCUACAAUCAGGGGUCAUAAGCUGCUAUGUCACCUACCUCACCUUCUCAGCUCUGUCCAGCAAACCUGCAGAAGUAGUUCUAGAUGAACAUGGAAAAAAUGUUACAAUCUGUGUUCCUGACUUUGGUCAAGACCUGUACAGAGAUGAAAACUUGGUGACUAUACUGGGGACCAGCCUCUUAAUCGGAUGUAUCUUAUAUUCAUGUUUGACAUCAACAACAAGAUCGAGUUCCGACGCUCUGCAGGGGCGAUAUGCAGCUCCUGAACUGGAAAUAGCCCGCUGUUGUUUUUGCUUCAGUCCUGGUGGAGAGGUUUCUGCAAAGCUUAUAUUACGAAAGUGCCAACAUCGAGAGCUUCUUCAGCGGGAGCUGGUCCAUCUUCUGGGUCAAGAUGGCCUCCUGCUGGAUAUGCGUGCUGUUGUACCUGUGUACGCUGGUCGCUCCCCUCUGCUGCCCCACCCGGGAGUUCUCUGUGUGAUGAUAUCAGCGGUCCCCUGGGCUUGUGGGCCUACAGCCUGGAAAGUGCCAUCUUUUGAACAGUGUCCCGGGGGGUUAAGCAGGGACUGGUGCCCUGUGCCUGAGUGGGUCUGA
Messenger RNA from Mandrillus leucophaeus (drill), 1460 nucleotides. RefSeq names its product serine incorporator 5 (gene SERINC5). The transcript is spliced from 12 exons. Bases 201 to 1460 code for a protein of 419 amino acids. Lineage: Eukaryota; Metazoa; Chordata; Mammalia; Primates; Cercopithecidae. Gene Ontology annotation, cellular component: membrane. The record is from RefSeq and is a predicted model, not a curated record.